Photinus pyralis (common eastern firefly) is the source of this 1251-nucleotide messenger RNA. It is a transcript of the gene STUB1, whose product is annotated as STIP1 homology and U box-containing protein 1. Gene Ontology annotation, molecular function: protein-folding chaperone binding; ubiquitin protein ligase activity. Gene Ontology annotation, biological process: protein quality control for misfolded or incompletely synthesized proteins; cellular response to misfolded protein; protein polyubiquitination. The transcript is spliced from 6 exons. The record is from RefSeq and is a predicted model, not a curated record. The coding region runs from base 150 to 1013 and encodes 287 amino acids. Gene Ontology annotation, cellular component: Z disc; cytoplasm. Lineage: Eukaryota; Metazoa; Arthropoda; Insecta; Coleoptera; Lampyridae.
UUUUUAGGUUAUGUUUAGAAGAGGGUUGCAUAUUUAUAAAAUGUUUGGAAAUAGCUUUUUUUAAAAUAGUAAAAAAAAGCUCACAAUAUCAAAUCAAAAAAUGGUUGUUUGAUUUUAAGUUUUCAUAUCAUUUUACCCCUAAAUACAAGAUGAGUAAGCAUAUGUACUCCACUGCCAAUUUAACUGAUAAAGAGUUAAAGGAGCAAGGAAAUCGCAUGUUCAGUUUGCGAAAGUACGACGAUGCUAUUAAUUGUUACACCAAAGCGAUUAUAAAAAACCCGGACGUUGCUCAAUAUUUCACAAAUCGCGCUCUAUGCCAUCUCAAACUGAUGCGAUGGGAGCAGGCGUGCACGGAUUGCAGAAGGGCGCUUGACAUGGACACAAGCUCGAUCAAAGGUCACUUUUUCUUAGGCGAAGCUCUGGUUGAAACAGAAAAUUACGAUGAAGCUAUCAAGCAUUUGCAAAGAGCCUCCGAUUUGGCGAGAGAACAGAAACUAAAUUUCGGGGAUGACAUAGCUUCAGCUCUACGUUUGGCGAGAAAGAAACGAUUUUCCGUACUUGAGGAGAAACGAAUAGCUCAGGAGAUCGAAUUACAAGCAUAUCUUAAUAAAUUAAUUAAAGAGGACAAAGAGAGACAAUUAAGUAAAUUAAUUGCCGACGAAAUUAAUCGGGAUAUUAUCGACGAAAAAGGAAGAGAAAUUGAAGACAAAUGUGAGGCCUAUACGAACGAAUUGAACUCCUUAUUUAUCAAAGUUGAUGACAGGAGGAGAAAAAGAGAUGUCCCUGAUUAUUUGUGUGGUAAAAUUAGUUUCGAAAUUUUACAAGAACCCGUCAUAACACCGAGCGGUAUAACAUACGAAAAGAAAGAUAUCGAAGAACACUUACAGCGUGUCGGUCACUUUGACCCCGUGACAAGAGUGAAAUUGACACAGGAUCAGUUGAUACCAAAUUUUGCAAUGAAAGAAGUUGUGGAUUCCUUCCUACAAGAAAAUGAGUGGGCUUUGGACUAUUAGAAAGCGAUUGUUUUAAACCACUGUUAUUAGUGCACCAAUUUGAGUUAUUGCAAGUUUUGUUUUGUGGUCGCUUGCAUUUAUAAGUUGGAUUUUGUGGACAUUGUUGAAGUCUGAUUAUCGCUUGUAUACACGCGAGUGUUUCAUAGGUUUAAUAUUUGUAUUGUUAUAAGAAUAUGAACUUUUUUCUUCCAUUAUUAAGUUGUAUCUUAUGAAUUAAAGUUAGUUGUUUAUUUCAUAA